AUGGAAGCUUGUUUUCUGGGCUCAAACAUCUUCACCAAGACUACCGAACUUAUUCCAUUGACAAAAUCCAAGCUCUUUACUGCUCCCAAAAAGACUUCUCUGCUCCAGAGUUACAAGCAUGGCUCUUCAUCUUCCAUAACAUGUUGCCAAUUGGGAUCCUCAUCAUCCAAGGACGAGGAUAUAAACCCCACUCUCUCCGGAGAUUGGAGAUCAUUCAGAGCGAAACUUGUUGCAGCAGAAAAGAUCUCAAGCCCUGGGGAACCCCUGACAUCAUCAGCAUCAACUAAUAUUGAUCCGCCAAAGCUGACAAUAGACGAUAAAUGGGCCCACACAAUCCCUCAGCCUGAAAAAGGUUGCCUACUCAUAGCCACAGAGAAGCUUGACGGCGUGCAUAUCUUUGAGAGGACUGUGAUCCUCAUCCUAGCAACUGGACCUAUCGGUCCAACUGGACUCAUACUAAACCGCCCAUCAUUGAUGUCCAUCAAAGAAACCAAAUCAACGGUUUUGGAUCCAUCAGGCACAUUCUUGGACCAACCCUUGUACUUUGGAGGUCCCUUAGAAGAGGGACUGUUCCUUGUUAACGGACCAAAAGAGGGUGAUGACGACGUUGGUAAAAGUGGGGUGUUUGAUGAGGUGAUGAAAGGUAUGUAUUACGGGACCAAGGAGAGUGUGGGUUGUGUUGCUGAGAUGGUGAAGAGGAAUAUGAUUGGGUUAGAUAACAUUAGAUUCUUCGACGGCUAUUGUGGAUGGGAAAGGGAGCAGCUGCAAGAGGAAAUUCGGGCCGGAUAUUGGACUGUAGCUGCGUGCAGCCAAAGUGUUAUUGAGCUGGAAAAUGUGAAUAGUGGAGGGAUGUGGGAGGACAUUCUUGGGCUGAUGGGCCAGAAAAAAGUUUGGUGAUAUUUGUGCUCUAAAGCUUGAUUAAGUAAAGUAUAACCUACUAAUUUACUAUAUUAUUAUAAGAAAGGAAAAAACAGGAGUGACAUCCUGCAAUAUGUAUAGAUAUGUUAAUGCAGUUGUAUUAAGCUCAUUUUAGUUGAAGUUUAUGUUCUAUUUGGGAGAAAAAGUGAGGUACAAAUGAUGUACUUCCUCCGUUUU
Messenger RNA from Beta vulgaris subsp. vulgaris (sugar beet), 1095 nucleotides. RefSeq lists its product as hypothetical. Lineage: Eukaryota; Viridiplantae; Streptophyta; Magnoliopsida; Caryophyllales; Amaranthaceae. The coding region runs from base 1 to 897 and encodes 298 amino acids. The transcript has 2 exons. The record is from RefSeq and is a predicted model, not a curated record.